AUGCGAGCAUUGCUUGCUGUUAUACUUCUCCUUCCAGCAGAGCAAGCCGAAGGGCGUAUUGAAGUUACGUUUAAUGAAGUAUCCAACCCGCAUAAUUGUUUUUUUCUGUUCUCAUCAUCUAUCCGGCGCGCCUGGGAUAUAGCCAGUGGCGGCCAGCAACAGUUCCGAAACUGUGUCGGACCAGGAGGGACCUGUUGCGAUACGCACCGAUUCUGCGCAUUCUGGGCACGUAACAAUGAAUGCGUGAAGAACCCGGGAUGGAUGCGGCCGAACUGCCAACUUUCAUGCCGUGUUUGCAAUCCAAACACAGUGACAACACAGACGCUCGCUCCUCCAAUGCGCCUUUUUUCCCUGGGGAAAUGCACUCAAGUAGUGCCAGUAGAAGUUGAGACGCGACAGGUGUUCUCCGUCGCGCAAAUGCGAGCACGUCAGCAGCAGAUGGGAUGUGCAGAAGUGCAAAUACCCGCCAGUUGCAGUGUAAAUGAAUGUUUUCAUAAAAGCUUCCGAAGUAUUGACGGAACCUGCAACAACCUGGCUAAUCCUAUAGUGGGAGCAGCAUUCACCCCGUUUACUCGGCUUCUUCCAAGCGCUUAUGACGAUGGAAUCAAUGCCUUGAUUGGCGCGACCACCCGGGCUAGGCCGAACCCCCGUGAAGUCUCGAUGUUCCUUCUCUCCACAAGGCGCGCUAUCGGCAGCAAAUCCAACAGCAUGCUAAUGCAAUUCGGACAGCUCAUUUCACAUGACAUCACCAAGAAUGCACUGUCCAAUGUUUGUAGUUGUUCAUCAAAAGGACCACGCUGUGCCAAUGUUCCACGUCCGCCCACGGACCCCUCAAGAGGUAGCUGUGUGACGUUCACUCGUUCGAUCCACGUCUGUGGAACGGGUACCUUCGGUCGACCAAGGGAGCAGUACAACGAAAACACAGCUUUCAUCGAUGGAAGUUCUGUCUACUCUUCAGAAUCUGUCACCUUACGCAGUCUUCGAGCUGGCGCUAUGCUCAGAACACAUGUGGUGAAUGGGCGAACGUUCCCACCAAAUAAUCGAAGGGAUUCCAUGACUGUGGGAGAUGACCGUGCCACCAUCUUUAUUGGCCUCGCAGCUAUGCAUACCACAUUCCUUCGUCUCCACAACGGUAUCGCCGCCGAUCUCCAAAAUAUGAACCGCCAUUGGAAUCAAGAUCGCGUCUUCCAGGAAACUCGAAAAAUUGUUGGAUCUGUCAUGCAGGCUAUCACAUAUCAGGAGUUCCUUCCAGCACUUCUUGGACCAUUCCAUGCUCGUCUCGUACCACCUUACGUGAAAUACAAUCCGUCGGUGAAUCCAGGAAUUUUGAAUGAGUUUGCUGCAUCCGCCUACAGACUUCACGGAAUGAUCCAAGAAGGAUAUCCUCUGAUCGGUCCCAACUUCGAGGACAGAGGACAAAUCUCGUUCCUCAGCGGUGUGGGUAGAAUCGAACAAGUGCUAACCGCAAUUGACGCACUCUAUAGAGGACUUAUUGCGACACCGGCACGCAGUCCUCAACGAAUCACCACCUCGGUAACUGAGCGUUUAUUCGGCGGAAUGGAUAUGGCUACACUUAACAUCCAGCGAGGUCGCGACCAUGGCCUACGCCCCUACAACGACUACCGUAAGCUCUGUCAGCUUCAGCCAAUUACAAGCUUUCAUCAGUGGCCAGAAGUAACUGAUAAGGCAGUCCGCGAGCGAGUCGCACAGCUUUAUAGGACGCCAGAUGAUAUCGAUCUUUACGUCGGUGGAACGUUGGAGGAGCCCAUCGAAGGAAGCCUUGUUGGACCCACAUUUGCCUGUAUCAUUGCUGAGCAGUUCGUGCGACUUCGCGAUGGAGACCGAUUUUACUUCGAAAACAAGGAGGUGUUCACUCCUGCACAGAUUGCCGCCUUGAAAGCUGUCACACUGUCAUGGGUGUUGUGCGAAACAGGCGACAGCAUGACGAGGAUUAAGUUUGGAUUUAUCCCCAUGGAGAGAAUAGAGGCAUACUAUAAUGCGAAGAUUCACAGUGCUCAAUUACGAGGAAACGUUUGCUCAGUCGACUUCUCAUCACUCAGCUCAGUGCCAAUAUUCGUUCCAUAUCCUCACAUACGUAGUCACAUGACAAGCUUUACAGUUACUGUUACAUCUACUAUACCGAUAGCCCCAACUUUCAACGUGACGAACUUUUUUAACUGUAACGCGAAAGGUUCGUAUGGAGACGAAUGGAACCUAAAAAGCAGGGAGAACAGAAAGACAGCAGAAGAUGUGAACUUCCGGCCUGCACCGGUAGAGCAGAAGCCAGGGAUUCAGUGA
Necator americanus (New World hookworm) is the source of this 2298-nucleotide messenger RNA. RefSeq lists its product as uncharacterized. The transcript is spliced from 24 exons. NCBI's taxonomy places the organism in Eukaryota, Metazoa, Nematoda, Chromadorea, Rhabditida, Ancylostomatidae. Bases 1 to 2298 code for a protein of 765 amino acids. Gene Ontology annotation, molecular function: heme binding; peroxidase activity. Gene Ontology annotation, biological process: response to oxidative stress. The record is from RefSeq and is a predicted model, not a curated record.